Molecule: messenger RNA, 1365 nt
Organism: Mesorhabditis spiculigera
Lineage: Eukaryota; Metazoa; Nematoda; Chromadorea; Rhabditida; Rhabditidae
Source: the annotation of a GenBank genome assembly
AUGAACUACUUUCCCGAGCUUCAUUCAUUUCAACCCCCUACAACAAAUUAUGGACGAGAUGCAUAUCCGCUGGCGAUGCCCUGUAUGUCUAUGCAAGAAAUUUCUCUAGAUGAGGACUUUGUCAGAAAUGAUAUGCCUCGAUUGACGGAUUCGCUAUCGGACUGGUUCACCGAAGACUCAUGCUGCUACACCGCUAAAGAUGCUAUCAAAGAUUUGAAUGCUGCGACGACUUGGAGCCCAUCAUCGCCGUUGAAAAAUACCAAGCAAAAAUCGGAGACGCCAGAGCGUGGCGCCUGCGCGGUGUGCGGGAUGAAGGCGUCCGGGGUGCACUACGGCGGACGGAGCUGUGAGGGUUGCAAGAGUUUUUUCAAGCGUGCCGUGCAGACACAGACGUUUCGCAACUUCUUCUGCCGAGGGGAAGGGACUUGUUCGUUGUUGCGUUGCAGUAUCUCCUCAGGAGUGGGUAGCCCGAGCUUGGUCCGUACAUCAGACGCCCGAUUUGCUCAGCCCUGCCACUAUUAUAGGACGAAGAACUGCGAGCUCUUUUUUUACGAAGCCCACAGCAGCGACGAUUGUUUGCUUGUCGCAGCCUCGAUUUUGUAUAAAAGGCGGGGCGGUGCAAACCAGAACAUUCACUUCGGCGGCUCAGCUCGAAACAUGCAGAAGGUCGUCUGCCUCGUCGUCGUCCUCGGCUUCGUCUCACAGGCAAAUGCGCAAUGUGACCCGGUUCCUUCCCCGGCUCCUGCUGCCGGUACUGGGACAGCCCCGGCCUGCCUACCUGGUGAGGUUUGCUACAAUGACGGUACGGACGAUGCAUGCUACGUUGAUGACGCGACCACAACUACUCCCUUGGUGACCACGACCGCCGGUGGUGCCACCACCACAACAGUGGACUCGGCAACAACGACGACGGUUGCCGAUUCCGCCACCACUACCACGGUUAGCAGCGAGAGCUACUCUGGCAGCUGCGUCGAUACGAACAGCAACUGCGCGACCUGGGUGUCGAACGGCUUCUGCACCAACACGGCCUACACCAUCGAGCAGAGGGGCCAGUACUGCGCCAAGAGCUGCAAUCUCAAGCCGGCUUGCAGUGGAUCAAGCACCACCUGCACUGACUCGAGCAGCAACUGCGCCAACUGGGUCGCCAACGGCUUCUGCAACAGCGCCUUCUACACGACCGCCCAAAAGUCUCAAUACUGCGGAUCCAGCUGCAAUCUGUGCUCGUCGAACGGCGGCGGCUCCUCCUCCACCUGCACCGACGGAAGCACCAACUGCGCCAACUGGGUGUCGAACGGCUUCUGCAGCAGCUCGUUCUACACGACCGCCCAAAAGAGGCAGUACUGCGGCUCCAGCUGCAGCGUUUGC